AUGGAAGGCCCACGCUCUGCUCCGGGCAUGAUGAGCCCCAUGCUAUUCUUUUCAUGCUUCUGUCUACUUGUGGGUGAUAUGCUCUUUGGAUUCGAUACUGGAAGCUUUGGGGGUAUUUUAGGGAACCCUGGCUUUGUGAGGCAAUUCGGCGCAUAUAGCUCGGUGACUCAGGCUUGGGGCUUUAGUUCCCUUCAUACUUCGCUUCUUACAUCCCUUCCCUUUAUUGGGAAAUUUCUGGGGUGUUUGCUUGCUGGUCCCUGGAUUGAGAGAUCCGGGCAUCGUGUUGUGUUCUUUGCUCUCUCGGUCAUCUCAGUCAUCGGCAUCAUCCUCGAAAUCACCGCAGCUGAUACUGGACCUGGCACUGGUCGAUUUGUUCAGUUUAUUGUUGGUCGGAUCAUCGUGUACAUCUCUGUUGGUCUUGUGGAAGUCAACGUGACAACCUACCAAUCCGAAAUCGUUCCGGCGUCUCUCCGAGGUCUUGUCAUUGUCUCUCUGCAACUCUUUCUCAAUGUAGGCGGAGUCCUCGCCACCGGUGUCAACAAAGCAUUUUCCACCAGUACCACCGCAAAGGGAUGGAAAACAGUUACAGGAAUCCAGUUCAUAUUUCCAGUUUUGAUUGUCUUUUUCACCAUAUUUAUACCCAGUUCGCCUCGCUGGCUUUUGUCAAAGGACCGUGAAGAAGAAGCUAUCGUCGCUCUUCGUCGUCUCAGAUCCAAGGCUGAUGCAACAAAUGGAAACUGCCAGGCUGAGAUAAGCGCCAUCAGAGAAGCACUUCACAGCCAUGUCCACAAAGCCCCUUGGUUGGACGUUGUACGCAGUAGCAAUUUCCACCGAACAAUCAUUGUCAUGAUCUACUACUUCUUCCAACAGGCUACUGGGCAAGCAUUCGCCUCAACAUAUCAAACAGUAUUCUACAAGACGAAUGGAUAUGCAGAUCAUGCAUUCACUUAUCCCGUCAUUAGCGGCUGUAUCGCGCUUGUUGGGGUACUCCCAGCAAUGUAUAUGGUGGACAAGCUUGGACGACGAUCAUGUCUGAUGAUCUCAUUCUUCCUGCAGGGCCUAUGGAUGUACUUACUAGCCGGAAUCGGUGAAUUAAGCCACAAGACUCCCACAGAGAAGAAUUUUGUCGUCGCUGCUUUUAUGCUCUUCGGGUUUAGUUACAAUAUGGGCGGUGCCUCUAUACCUUACCUGCUCGGCACUGAAUUGCCCAACGCGGCUCUUCGCGAAAAGACACAGGCUAUAGGCACCUCAUGGAAUGUUCUAUGGGCCUUUGUCACCAACUUUGCGAUUCCGUACAUGAUUGCCGAUCUUCACUUUCAACUUGGGUGGGUGUUUGGUAGCAUUUCGGUUUUAGCCUUGGUGUUUACGUUUUUCUUCCUUCCGGAAACCAAGGGGCGUGUGCUUGAGGAUAUUGACAAUGUCUUUGCAACAUCGAACAAUAUCUUCAAUCAAUUCAAGGACCCUAACGGAAAGGUUAUGCGGGAAGAGGCAAUCGAGACUAAUGGCAAGGACAUCUAA
Molecule: messenger RNA, 1518 nt
Organism: Penicillium nucicola
Lineage: Eukaryota; Fungi; Ascomycota; Eurotiomycetes; Eurotiales; Aspergillaceae
Exons: 9
Coding region: 1-1518 (505 amino acids)
Biological process (GO): carbohydrate transport; transmembrane transport
Cellular component (GO): membrane
Molecular function (GO): carbohydrate:proton symporter activity
Source: RefSeq, a predicted model, not a curated record